This is a messenger RNA of Ascoidea rubescens DSM 1968, 2043 nucleotides long. RefSeq lists its product as uncharacterized. The annotation marks the transcript as partial. Gene Ontology annotation, molecular function: heme binding; peroxidase activity. NCBI's taxonomy places the organism in Eukaryota, Fungi, Ascomycota, Saccharomycetes, Ascoideales, Ascoideaceae. Gene Ontology annotation, biological process: response to oxidative stress. The record is from RefSeq and is a predicted model, not a curated record. The transcript has a single exon.
CGCCCAGAGACUGCUGGGCAUAUAAAUAGUCUUUCUUUUGCUAUUUCUUCCUCUUUUUUUUGCUGUUUCUUCAAUGCUUAAGCGCUGGUGGUUUUUGUUCAACACUGUUUGUUUUCUCUUCCGCUGCUCAAGAUGCCCUUAUUACGAAUCAUCUUCGAAAACAUCGACUACUAUCUCUUGAUCCCUUCUGUUUUGUUCAGGAUCUUUUUGACUCCUUUAUCAGUUGCUAUUUUGGUUUGCUCCUGGAUCAAAAUUGACUUGGUUCGUUACAGAAAUGGCUUCAAAUGGUGCUUGAAAGAGUUGAAACACAUCUUCCCCUGUGUAUUGGCUCAAUUGGGUUUGGUCAACUACAAAAAUCUAAACAACCUAAAUAAAGACAAUCCCUUUGUUGAUUCUGAUCUUUUUAGAAACAAAAGCCAUCCAUUAUAUUCGAGGUUUUAUUACAGAAUUCAAGAAAAAUACAGGAGAACUUUUCACAUUAUCAAAGUCGAUACUUACGCCAUUGUCGAUGUUAUAUUCAAUGAAUUCCACAUCUUGAGCAAGAGAUUGAAUCAAUUGCUUAAUAUCUGGUUUUACUCGACUAAUUUGCAACGGAAGUUGCAAUCGUUUUGUUUAAAACUUCUUUUUACCGAUUCCCACACUAAUGAUACCAAACCACACAAGUCCAAUUUUGGAAACGAUAAUACGAACAAAACAAAAACAAAAACAAAAAAUAAAAAGAACAAUCAGAAUUUCGACACUAAAAAAACCCAAAACACUGAUAAUAUUGACAGUUUACGAGAUGCACAUUGUUUAGACACUCUUAAUUUAACCGCCAAUCAAUCAAUUGAUCGAUCAAUUGAUCAAUCAUUUGAUCAAUCAUUUAAAUCCUCAAAUACUAACUCCAAUAUCAACAAAAAAAUCAAUAAAAAAAAAUUAAAAAAAAACUUAAAAAGAAAAUAUACCUCGUUAUCAGCGAAAUCUAAUUCUAAUAAUAAACCAGUCAACAAAAAAGCUUUUACUCCUUUAAACACAAAAAACUUGGAUUUGGAAAAGAGUCUUAAAGAUAAUAUUCCAAACGAUUUGGAGAUAACUCAUGAUUUUUCUUUUUCAACUGAUAAUAACACCAUUAAUAAUAAUUCAGUUUUAGAUAACACCAUUCAACUAAAACCAAUCAAUAGGACUUUAAAAAUGGCUCAAGAAAAUAAAAAUAGUCCCAAAAAAUUAAAUUCUUCCCAUUCUCAUAAAAAUUCGGGUUUCCAAACUUUAACUGCUUCUCAAUUAUUUAUUGAUUCUGAUUAUCAAAAUGAUAUUAACGAUUCAAAUAAAAUCAAUAUUCUAGAAUUUAACAACAACCAUCAAUCUUUAAAUGAUUUUAUCAAUGACAGUAUUGAUAUUAAUGAUAAGGAAAAUAGUGAGAAUAAAAAUCAAAGUGAUCAAUCGAAAGAAAAUUUUCUUUUAGAUUCUCCUUUUACUCCAUCAUCUCCUAAAAGUACAAAUAAUAAAAACUCAACUAUUAAAAGUUCCAAUUCAAUUGUAUCAUCUGAUAAACAUUUUAAAUUAAAUUUCUCAAAAAAAUUAUCCAAAUCGAGAUCUCGCUCAAAACAAAAGGUUAAUAACAAUAACAACAAUAAUACUCAUCCAGAAAUUUUAUAUGCCUCUAGUUUUGUUCCACUUUCAAAUGAAAAAUUAAUUUCAAAUGAUUUUAAUGACGUUUCCAAUGAGAAUACCAAUUCUUCUGAUCAUGAUUAUGAGUCAGUACAAAACAAUAUCCGAGAAAUAAUGAAAUGUCCAGACUUUGAUGAUGGUUCUUAUGCUCCAAACUUACUAAGAUUAGCCUGGCACUCUUCCGCUACCUAUGAUAAAUAUACUAAAACUGGAGGCUCUAAUGGUGCAACUAUGAGGUAAUAUUUCACUUUUACUUGUUUCUUAACUUUUCUUAUUUAUCACAAUUUUUUUUUAUAUUUUUCUUGUCUUUGUUGUAAUAUUUUUGUUCUAUGUUUUGCUUAUCCCAAUUAUUUGCUAUAUUAUUUUUUUUAUUUUUGCUUUGAUAAUUUUUUUCAG